AUGUCAACAGGAAUGAGCGAGAACGGGACGCUUUCAAAUGUGUGGGACACUAAACUACAACAAUUCCACGGAGGACAGGAUUGGAACCAUUUGGAUAAUUUUAUCGAAGAUUUUUCAGUCACCACGAAUGCCUUAGGAACACCGAAAGCCGCGUUGGAAGCAUCUAGGGAAGCUGUCAGUAACUUUCAAUCGUCUCAAUCAUCCAACCAGGAGCCCGCAAAAACUUCCCUCGCUCAAUUUCUUUGGCCUGAUGAUUAUCUAAAGCACAAGGACCGAUUACUCCUCGGAAAUGGCGCAAGUGAACUGAUUGAUUUGGCGAUACGUUCUGCUCCGAGCGGUCCUUGGAAACCGGGUCCUUGGGAUACCCAAUACAAAGAAUAUCAAAGAUCGGCAGAAGCUAACAAUAGAACGGCCCUUCCUUCCAAAGACACCAAUCGAGCCACCCUUCUAUGCAUCGUAAACCCCUGUAACCCUACUGGGGAUUACUUCACUGUUGAAGAAUUAAAACGAUGGAUCAUCGAUAAUGUUGAAGAUGGAGGUGUCGUCCUUGUUGAUGAAUCAAUGCAACCUUGGCAGUUGUCCGAGUUUCGAUCCGAUUCUCUCAUUUCUCAACACGAAUUUCUUGCCUCAAUUUACCGGGAAAGCAAUGUUUCAGUUUAUGUUAUACAUUCGUGGACGAAGAUUUGGUCAUGUGCGGGUUUACGCGUAGGGUCCGUCGUGUGUCCCACGGCUCAGCAUUGUGAUGCAUUAAAAAGGAUACAGGUCCCUUGGAGCGUUAAUGGUCCAGCGCUGGCGUUUUUGGAUACAGUUGUCAAGGAUCAUGAGUAUAUGGAACGAACAUGGGAAGUCACAACGCGAUGGCGUGCCGAACUUAUUGAUAGGCUAAUGUCUCUUUCGAAAGCCAUCGUUGAUUCUCAUAAUGACGAAAGAUUAGCCUGGAAAUUCCAUGGUAAAAAGUUUUUGUCGUGGGUAUGGAUCGACAUGAAGACCAUUGAAAUCGCCGAAGAAGCUGUGGCCAAAGCCAAAGCCGCGGGUGUACCUGUGAGGAGCGGAAAUCCGGGUUAUGACCGACCAACCUUUGUGCGAGUGGCGGUUAGAGAACCUUCUAAAGUGGACUUUUUAAUCCAAGCAUGGAAGACAUUAGGAAUUCGAUAA
This is a messenger RNA of Acaulospora morrowiae, 1155 nucleotides long. The record is from the annotation of a GenBank genome assembly. NCBI's taxonomy places the organism in Eukaryota, Fungi, Glomeromycota, Glomeromycetes, Diversisporales, Acaulosporaceae.